UUAAUGAAAAUAGUCGCACGCGUAUUUUCUCACUAUAACAAUGAUGCCAGGAGCGGAGUUAAUAAGAUUAUAUUUUUUAACAUACAAUGUAGCGACAAAAAAUCCCGAUGAGGAUCUUCACGAUUUGCUCAAAAUGAAGGAUUCAGUUGAACAUAAGCCGCCGGAUUUUUAUGUAAUUGGAUUACAGGAAGUGAAAUCACAACCUCAAGAUUUAUUUUACGAUGUAUUUUUUGAUGACCCAUGGACCAAAGUUUUUAGGGAUAUUUUAAAGACACAGGAUUAUGUAAAAAUAAAAACGCAACGAUUGCAGGGUCUAGUGUUAAAUAUAUUUUGCCUACGAAAGCAUAUUAAUCAAUUAAGAUCAAUUGAGGCUCGAUAUACAAAGACUGGUUUUGGAGGUUUAUGGGGUAACAAGGGUGCGGUGAGCGUGAGGCUGAACAUCUACGGUGUCAGUUUAUGCCUAAUAAACGCGCAUCUGACCGCACACGAUAAUCUUCUAGCCACACGGAUCUCAGAGUACAAUACGAUUCUUCGCGAGCAUAUCUACGAUACUCCGGAGACAUCAAGCAUCUUUUACCAUGAUUAUGUAUUCUGGAUUGGCGAUUUGAAUUUUCGACUGAUGGAGGGCCUCACAGCGAACGAUAUCGAUCUACUCGUUAAGCAAAAUCAAUUGAACGUUCUUCUCGAGAAAGAUCAACUUAAAACAGUCAUGGCCAAUGGUGAAGCAUUCGCUGAACUCAUUGAGAAUAAAAUUUCAUUCCCGCCAACUUAUAAAUAUGAAUUUGGCUCUCAGAAUUAUGAUCUCAAACGUCGACCAUCCUGGACGGAUCGAAUUUUAUAUAAAGUUAAUGAAAAUGUUUAUGAAAACAUAACACUCAAGGCUGUGCAAAAUAGUUACAAGAGUCAUUCUAGUUAUGUUCUAUCGGAUCAUAGACCGGUGACGAGUGAAUUUGACAUUGUGAUUCGUUCAGAUAUGGGAAAUCCAGAAGUAGAAUUUCUUCCAAUUAAUGAAUGGUUCAUUGAUGAGACAAAUGUUGUUAGUUACAAAUUUACCGGUAAUCGAAAAUCUGGAUUUAGAGAUUGGAUUGGCCUUUAUAAGGAUGGUUUCUCAAGUGUCGAUGAUUAUAUUAUUUAUGAAUAUGUCAACACAGACGCAGAAAAAUCUGACGCACCCAGACAAAUGUCAGAGGCGACAUCUGGCGUUGAACGUCUGUCAUUUGUAGUGACGGCCAUUAAAGCACCCGGAAUGUAUCGUCUAAUUUAUUUUACGCAAAAUGCCUCAAUUGUUGGUAUUCUUGGCAUGAGUCAAGCAUUUCCGGGACAUCAUAGAUAGAGCAACAUUAAAAUAACAAUUUAUGAGCAGAUCAACAUGACUCAAAAAAAAAAAACAGAAAAAAAAUUGUUGCGAAAAAUGUAAAGCUUUCAAAGAAGGGGGGAGAACAAAUUUUCCCUUCCCCCCUCCAAUGAUAUGCACCUAUUUUUUUUCAAAAUGAGAUUUACAAAUCACGCUUUAAUCUCCAUUUUGAAUUUUUGGAAUUUUUUUGGAAUUUUCAUCUGAAAAAAAAUUCUCCAGGGUACAAAAGUAUAUAAUUACAGAAAAUAAAAAACAAGAAAAUUUUAGAAUAUAUUUUUUGUUUUUAACUUAAAAAAUUAUUUUUUUGAUAAAGAUUUUGCAAAAAAAAAAAUGAAUUCCGAAAAAUAUUCUAAUAUGGAGACAUUUAGUACCUGGUUUUUUCACGUUUUUGCAACGUGUGUUGUGCAAUACUGUUGAGUGCGAGUUUUCCUUUUCCAAAGAGAAAAAAAACGCAUUUGUUACUUUAUUUUUUCUAAGUAUAGAAUAUCGCCUUUAGGAAAGAAAAACAAAAAAAAAGAAUAAAAAUAUAUCACGGUAAGAGGGUAA
Molecule: messenger RNA, 1900 nt
Organism: Leptopilina heterotoma
Lineage: Eukaryota; Metazoa; Arthropoda; Insecta; Hymenoptera; Figitidae
Product: inositol polyphosphate 5-phosphatase K-like
Exons: 10
Coding region: 41-1333 (430 amino acids)
Biological process (GO): phosphatidylinositol dephosphorylation
Cellular component (GO): ruffle; plasma membrane; cytoplasm
Molecular function (GO): phosphatidylinositol-4,5-bisphosphate 5-phosphatase activity
Source: RefSeq, a predicted model, not a curated record